AUGAGGAUGUCUGGUACCGUUGCUGUAAAGGACGACCCCGACGUGAUGAAGGGAUCGGAGACCAACCUGGAACACUCCAGCUCACUUGAAAACCUCCUCCAACCUGCAGGACAAGACAGAGCGCCAAUGGAAAGAGAGGAGAGCGGCGAGAGCAGACAGGACGCCACGCGAUCAGUGCAGCCUUUGGGGCAGACAGGAAGAAAGACUAAGAUAAAGCUAAUUCGAAGCCUGGCAGUUUGUGAAGAGUCUCCUCCUCCUUCCACAGCUGACAGCCCGCUGGACGUACAGGAACCGAUACCAGUCCAGCCUGCGCCAUCGCCAGGAAAAGAAGAAAAGCCUUUGAAGGAUGAAACUGAGAAAGGAAAUGAAAAGUCCACACGUAAAAUGCUUUCACGAGAUUCCAGUCAGGAAUACACCGAUUCCACUGGUAUAGACCUCCAUGAGUUUUUGGUGAACACACUGAAAAGUAACCCCAGGGAUAGAAUGAUGCUGCUGAAAUUAGAACAGGAUAUAUUAGAUUUCAUCGCAACCAAUGAAAUACAACGCAAGAAGUUCCCGCCGAUGACCUCGUAUCAUAGGAUGCUUCUGCACAGAGUCGCUGCGUAUUUUGGCCUUGAUCAUAACGUCGAUCAGAGUGGAAAAUCUGUCAUUGUGAAUAAAACAAGCAAUACAAGAAUCCCUGAUCAGAAAUUCGAGGAACAUAUCAAGGAUGACAAAAGCGUGGAUUUCCAGAAGCGUUACAUUCUCAAGAGGGAUAACUCCAGUUUAGACAAAGAUGAUAAUCAGAUGAGGAUGAGAUUAAAAGAGGACAGAAGAAGCAAAUCCAUUGAAGAACGGGAGGAAGAAUACCAGCGAGCCCGUGAGAGAAUAUUUGCGCAGGAAUCAUUAUGUUCUCAGGAGAAUUACCUCACCGAUAAGAGAAUCCAAGAGGAAGAGUCUAAUAUUACCCAGCAAAGACGUCAGAUAUUUAGGAUCAAUAAAGACGCUUCAGGUAGAUCAGGAAACAGCCUCUACAGCAGUACUGAGAAUGACCUGAAGUACAAUGAGCCACGGCCGUGGAGCAGUACCGACUCUGACAGCUCCAUCAGAAACCUGAAGCCCGCUGUCACCAAAGCUAGCAGCUUCAGUGGGAUUUCGGUUUUGACACGAGGAGAUAGCUCUGGAAGCAGCAAAAGCACAGGCAGGCUUUCCAAAACAGGUUCAGAGUCUUCUAGUAGUGUAGGGUCAUCCACUGGUUCUUUGUCCCACACCCAGCAGCCUCUUCCAGUAACCGCCAUAAACCAACCCUCACAUGGCACAGCUGCCGUCUAUCCGACUGUCAGCACUAGUAAUUCUCUUUCCUUUGAUGGUGGCAUAAGUGGGCAAGUGGCUCCAUCUAGCACUAGCUUCUUUUUGCUUCCCUUGGAAGCUGCAGGCAUUCCUCCUGGCAGUAUUUUGAUCAACCCACAAACAGGUCAGCCAUUUUUAAACCCAGACGGCACUCCAGUUGUGUACAAUCCUCCAGUAACUCAGCAGCCGGUUAGGACCCAAGUGCCUGCGCCCGUUCCCCCUCCUCCUCCACCACCACCACCCCCUCCACCCCCACCACCCCCCCCCUCCGCAGCAAGCUCCAAACCACAUACUACCACAGCCUAUCCGGUCUCUGCCAUCUUCUUCGCAGCCUGUUCAGUACCCAGCCGUCUCUUAUCCACCCCCGCUCCUGCAGGUCUCACCCACUCAACAGUACACUGUGCCAGAGAACCUGAACGCUCAAUUUAGCCAUAUGAGUCUUGCAAGGCAGCCGUCAGCUGAGUCUUCAGAUGCUCAUUCCACCAUGUUCCAGUCCACCGUGGUGCUCCAACCAUCUCCGCAAUCUGGCUAUAUCAUGGCGCCGCCUCCUCCACCCCCACCACCCCCACUAGGCCAGUCUCACCAUCCUCCCAACUACACUGCCUCCAGCCAGCCUGUCAAUCCGCCAGUGCUGCAGCCACAGGGAUACAUUCAGCCCCCCUCUCUCCAGCAGAUCCCGACCUGCUACUGUACUCCAAAUCAAUUUUCCCACUCAAACCAACAAUAUCGACCAGUAACAUCUGUCCAGUUCAAUUCCCAACCAAACCAAACCAAACGCUGCCACAAGCUGCCCACCAAACAGGUUAUACGACGGUAAUGCCCAGCCAGCAACCAAACUACCAGGGUAUGGUGAAUAUCCAGCAGCCUCAGAAUCAGACCUUGGUUAGUGGCCAGCCUGGCAGUCUAGCCAAUCCUAUUCAGGGUGUGAUGGUGCAGUACUCCUCAGUGCCCUCUUACCAGGUUCCAGUCCGGCAAGGCUCCCAGUCUGUAUCCCAACAGCCAUAUCACCAACAGGUGCUCAUCCCUAACCAGUCCAACCAGGGGCCCUUACCGACCGCAGGGAUGCCGGUCUAUUACAGCGUCAUUUCACCAGGGCAACAAAAUAACUUGAGCUCCUCGGUAGGAUAUAUGCACCCUCCAGGGUCUGACCAGAUGCAGUUCCCUAGAGCAACCUCUCCAUGUUCUCAAGCAUUGCAGGGUCCUCCGUGUGCAGCUGUACCAGCACCUCCCCCUGGUGGUGGAAUGGUAAUGAUGCAGCUCAAUGUUCCCAACAACCCACCACCUCAAACGCAUUCGCCACCUCAAUGGAAGCCAAAUAAAUAUUAUUGUGACCACCAGAGGGCACAUAAAACUGUAGAAUAUGGCAGCCUAGAUCCUUCUACACAGCAUAGUUCCCACAUUAGCAGUCCUGUCACAUCACCCAAUCAGUCACCAGUUCCUGUGCAGUUAGCCAACAUGAAAAACAUCCGCCCGGGUUUAACGCCUCUCCCUUUAGUUCCACAUUUUUCUAGACCUUUUGUUCCUGGCCAAGGUGAUACAAGAUAUCCGUUACUUGGUCAGCCAUUACAGUACAAUGCUCCUCAGUUAGUGCACGGACAUAUAACAAGUCAACAGGUUCA
Staurois parvus is the source of this 2948-nucleotide messenger RNA. The record is from the annotation of a GenBank genome assembly. NCBI's taxonomy places the organism in Eukaryota, Metazoa, Chordata, Amphibia, Anura, Ranidae.